Messenger RNA from Trichoderma aggressivum f. europaeum, 3450 nucleotides. RefSeq lists its product as uncharacterized. The coding region runs from base 1 to 3450 and encodes 1149 amino acids. Lineage: Eukaryota; Fungi; Ascomycota; Sordariomycetes; Hypocreales; Hypocreaceae. Gene Ontology annotation, molecular function: ATP hydrolysis activity; ATP binding; ABC-type transporter activity. Gene Ontology annotation, cellular component: membrane. Gene Ontology annotation, biological process: transmembrane transport. The record is from RefSeq and is a predicted model, not a curated record. The transcript has 13 exons.
AUGAUUCCCAGGUUGUGUGUCACAGCAUUCACUUUUGCCCAACCCUUUCUAGUCGAGACCACCAUUAGAUUCGUCGGCGAUGAGAACGCCAAGUCAUAUCACGGAAGAGGACUCAUCGGCGCAUGGGCUCUUGUGCAUUUGGGCAUUGCCCUAUCAAGAUCUCUGUACAAAUAUGAAAACUCCAGAUUCAUAGCCAAGCUGAGAGGAGGGUUGAUUGCCCUUGUAUAUCAACGAAGCCUGAAUAUUCGCACCGCCGACGAGGGAGACAUAUCUGCCGUCACCCUAAUGGGCACCGAUAUUGAACGCAUAGCGAGUGCGAUGCAGCUUCUUCACGAAACUUGGGGCUCUCUUGUGGAAAUAGCAAUUGCAUGCUGGCUGCUAGAGCGGCAGCUUUUCCUGGCUUGUCUCGCUCCAAUUGCUCUCGUGUUAGUAUUCAUUGCCAUUACAUCGCAAAUCUCGGUAGCUACCCAAAAUGCACAAGUCGCAUGGAUAGAAAAGGUCCAAGAAAGACUGCGUGCGACCACAUCUCUACUCGGGGAUAUAAAGGCCAUCAAGAUGCUUUCGUUACCGCAAGUUGUAUCAAGGCUGUUGACGAAUCUCCGAACAAACGAAAUCAAGACGUCGAAAUCAUUUAGGAAAUUACUUGUUGCCACAUUAAUGCUCUCCCUCACGCCCUUGAACCUCGCCCCUGCCGCGACAUUUGGCGUCUAUGUCGUCAUAUCCGUCUACUGGACCCACGGAUCUUUAUUGACGACCCAAGCCUUUACCUCCCUUGCUCUGAUAGGUCUGUUGACGGGUCCUGUCAUAGUUUUCAUCCAGUCCUUGCCCCAGGUUCUGCAAUGUGUGGGCAGCUUUGAUCGUAUCCAGCAAUACUGUAACUACGCAGAUGUUGACCUCAAAGAUGAAAACUACUAUGAGCCUGGCCAUGUUGACCUACGCGAUGAAUCCGAAAUUCACCUCCUGGCACCUGAUAGUCCUCCCGAACCCUUUGAUGCUCCGCAUGGCGACACCAUCUCUCUACACAGCCAGGGCUUUAAAUGGAGCAAAAAUAGUCCCACAAUACUCAAAGACCUUGAGCUCGAUAUCAGUCAAGAGGCCAUUACCGCGAUUACUGGCCCAGUAGGAAGCGAAGGUCGACCAAAAGUAUCUCGGCAAUACUGCAAACAUGUAGCAUACUGCUCUCAGCAGCCAUGGCUUGAGAACACAACCAUUCGUAACAAUAUCCUUAGCUCAUCGCCUUACGAGAAGAAAUGGUACGACGAGGUUGUUUCUUCUUGCGGGCUUAAUGCCGAUCUCAGUCGUUUUAAAAGGGGAGAUGAAACGACCAUUGGCAGCAGAGGCCUCAACCUCAGUGGUGGACAGAAGCAUCGCAUAGCCCUAGCUAGAGCCAUCUACUCAAAGAAACCGAUAGUACUUCUCGACGAUGUUUUCAGCAGCAUGGACGCCCAUACUAUUGACGUUGUCUCUUCCCGCUUGCUUGGCCGUGUAGGCCUUCUUCGCAGGCAGCGAGCGACUGUCAUAUUGAGUACUCACCACCGUAAACUUAUGGCGCUUUCGGAUACCAUCAUCAUCCUAAAAGACGGGAAAGUCAUGGCGAAAGAUACCCCGGCCUCCUUGCUUCGGAGCAACGGCUACGUCAACAACCUUGGCAUACAGCUUACGACCAAUGGAGAUGUCACUGAAGCUGCUGAGCCUUCAAAAUUGCCGACAGUAGAGGAAGUUUUCGAUAUUGCCGCGGACGUCGCCAUCAACAUCUCUGAAGAGACGGAUGGUAAGCAUGCUGAUAUUCGGCGUAAAAAGGGCGAGCUCUCCGUGUAUGCAUAUUACCUUGCCAGCUCUGGCUGGUAUUUUGUUGUCUUGUAUGGCGCAGCGGUUACUGGGUGGAUCUUUUGCAUAGAAUUUUCGAAUGUGUGGAUGAAGUGGUGGUCUGCUGCCAAUGAUUCGGAGCCUGACAAGGAUAUCUGGAUGUAUUUCGGAAUUUACGCCCUUCUUGGUAUUCUCGGCACGUUAAGUGGCUGUGUAUGCGCUUGGGCGGCUUUCAUUUACAUCAUCUCGCGGUCAGCUGCUCAACUACACUCAAAUCUUCUGCAAGCAACGCUCAGAUUUAGCAGAGAUAUGGAGCUCAUAGACAUGGAGCUUCCUAGCAACAUGGUCAACUACACCUCCACCAAAGUCGUCAUCAUCGCCAUUUUUACUCGCUAUCUAGGAGUGACAAUCCCUUUCUUCGCCAUCGUUCUCUAUUUCCUCCAGAGUUUCUAUCUGCAAACAUCUCGCCAAAUCCGGUUACUUGCCAUUGAAGCACAUGCGCCUCUAUUUACUCAUUUUAGUGAAUCAAUAGCGGGAGCAGUAACCAUCCGAGCAUUUGGAUGGCAAUCGUACCACCAGGAGCGCAAUUACCGUCUGAUUGAUGCUUCACAGAGACCUGUCUACCUACAGAGUUGCAUCCAGCAUUGGCUUAGUUUUGUGCUUGAGAUGAUGACUACAGUGUUGGUAGUUCUCCUUGUCUCUACAGUCCUCAUCUGGAAAGACAGGUUCGGUCCUGGAAGUGUUGGUGUGAGUCUUGUCACUGUUAUCGGAUUCAGUGAAGUGCUUGUGCGACUUGUUCAAACCUGGACGACUUUGGAGCCAAGCAUCGGUGCAGUAUCAAGAGUCAAACGCUUCGCAGAGGAGACGGAGACUGAGGAGCGGAAAGAAAAAGGAGCAUACGUGCCAGCUACAUGGCCCCAGGCUGGCGCUGUCGAAUUUGCAGGCUGGACAACAUCUUAUGGCACCACGACAGACUCCAAACCAGUGCUAAGCGGCGUUUCAUUGUCGAUCAAAGCUGGGAAACACGUGGCAAUAUGCGGUCGAACCGGCAGCGGCAAAACAUCUCUAAUACUAUCCCUUUUACAGAUGACCGAGAUUGUCGAAGGCAGCAUCUCGAUAGAUGACGUGGAUCUUUCGACUCUCGCCUGCGCAGAAUUACGUUCACGUAUUAACGUCGUAUCUCAAGAUCCCUUCCUGAUGCCAGGCACCAUUCGCUUCAACGUCGAUCCCUUGAAUGGUGCGUCAGACGAAGACAUUACUCGCGCGCUUGACCAAGUACGACUACGGACAAUCAUUGAUGAACAAGGUGGAAUAGACAAGGAAAUUGAUUUAUCGUCCUGGUCUUCAGGGCAGAAGCAACUUCUUUGUUUCGCCCGGGCAAUGUUGAAGAAGAGCAAGAUUCUCAUCUUGGAUGAAGCAAUGAGCAGCGUCGACCACGACACGGAGACCAUCAUGCAGGAAAUCGUCGACACGCAAUUCAAGGAGUGCACAGUCCUCGCGGUGAUGCAUCGCCUGGAGCAUAUUCGCCGCUACGACAAGGCCGCCGUGUUUGGAGACGGCAAGCUGUUGGAAUUUGAUGCCCCCGGGACACUUUUGUCUGAGGACACGAACCUUGCAAGGCUUUAUUCUUUUUAUCAGCGCUGA